UAAGAGCACAGUAAGGGGUACAGCUGUGGAUCCCCACAUUUAUAUAGCGUCAUUUUUGUGACACUGUACAACAAUAAUUACAGUUUUUGCAUUACUGGGAGGUUGGGGUAAGGGUAGACAAUUUAACAUACAGUCCGUAGAUAAAAUUACGUAUUGAUUUUAUAAAGGGGUCUAAGUCUUCUCUGUGUGGGUUUAUGACUCUUGGUGGCACAAAGCCUGUGCCUGUGUGACACCUCACUUAUCUAGAGGUAAGCCAGAGAUGGUUGCCCAAACUUCAAAAGACAUUCCUGUCCCCCCUUCCUCCCGAGACACACAGACACACAGGGACACACACACACAAGGCUCCCGACGCUGAAAUGGACUCAGAAAUCCUGAAUCAGCCCAAAAGUAAAUGUUAUGUGUUUGUAAACUUAGUAUUUCAUUUCAGACUUUUCUAUCAUGUGAAUCUCUCUCUCGUGCCCUUUUUAAGACACUAUACCAGCUAAGAAUGUGUGAAUCAUGUUGAUGUAUUUCUUAAAACUGUCGUGUUUAAUACCGUAAGGUUUCUCCUGCCAUUUUACAACACAUGAUGUGUAGCGCGUGAUCAUAAUCUAUACAGCUUAAAUGAUUUAAUGCUCUGAGUCAAUGUCUCUUCACAUGCUUUCGGGCGGAUCCUUAUUUUGCAUAUUAGCGGUCCAGAGACAAAGAAAAUCUCCCGCUCAAACUUUGCCAGGAGACCAUUGGUCAGUCAGUAGUUGACAUGCCACCACAGUUUAAAACCCAGCUGCGCGCACAACUCUGCGUAGAAGAUCCAAAAGAAGCUUUUCAAAAGGUGCGCCCCCCAUUUGAGGGGGCAAACCGCAUUUCUGUAACUGCAUGGCUCGUCCGAGCCCACGUUUUCUUAUUUUUUCAGCAAAGUAAAACUCAGUUUAAAGUUGCGAUCAUGUAUCCUCCGACCUGCAUUGCAAACUCCACGCAUCAAGAAAGGACAUCAAAGGACUCCGUACCCGAGUGCAUCGGAAGAAACUCACAAAAAGAGAGAGACAGAAAAAUCCUAAAACUCCAGUUCCUCUCUGUUCAAAGCUCCAUGGACUCGAGUGAUGGUGUAUGGAUUCAGUCAUAAAGUGCAGCGUAAUGGCCAGCUGAACCUGAUGGGGGCCGUGUGUUUCCCGCUGGACGCCUCUCCGUCCAACACCGGCCUCACUUCUCCACCCACAGCCAACCAGUAUCCUAGCAUCAUCAUCCCCACCGACAAAGUGCACAACAAAUUGGGCGUGUCUCCCUCUCCUGGUGCAGUGCUGGUGUUGCACUCGUUGCUUCUUGAGUUUCCAUUGGCGAUGGCCUUCGCUGAACAGCUGCUAACCUACAGUUUAGGAGAAACAAUAGAGCGCUCUGAGGAUGAGCUGGACACGGUGCCCACUUCUGUGCUCAUUCAGGUCGUGGAGCUGCUAGGACGGGACCAGCAACCAGAUCCUGUGGUCCCCACGAGCCGCUUUAUUGAGCUGAAGACACUGCUCGUGAGCAAUCUGCACCCAAUGGUCACCGAACAACAGCUUAUUGAAAAGUUUGGUGCAUUGGGGUCCAUCUCGACUGUGCAAGUGUGCAGAAACAACAUCAUCUCUCCUGCUUAUGCCUUUGUGACUUUCCAUCAUCGACGUGAUGCAGUGCGAGCACAAAAAGCUCUGAACUUCACUGAUUUACUGAAUAAACCUCUGAUCAUCAUGUGGGGCCCAGACAAGACAAUUGAGGUCCUCUCAGAUAAUGACAGCAGCUCUCCAAGACAAACAGAGGAGAGAGAGACAGCUGGAGAAACAGAGGAGAGAAAGACCAGUGGAGAAACAGAGAGAGAGGCCGCUGGAGAUACAGAGGAGAGAAAGACCAGUGGAGAAACAGAGAGAGAGGCCGCUGGAGAUACAGAGGAGAGAAAAACCAGUGGAGAAACAGAGAGAGAGGCUGCUGGUGAAACAAAGGAGAGAGCGAACAGCGAGUCUUCAUGGGGAAGAAGGAUCUCCAACAAUGUGAAAAGUGCUAUGAAAGCUGCGUUGAGCAGUCCAGCAGCCUGGGUCGGAGUCGGCAUAGGUGUCUGUGCUGCUUAUGCCUACUUCAGGAGCAGGAGCUAGUGUGGACACAUUCUAAAAGACGAGAAGGCCUGCCUCACGAUCUCCACUCAUCAUCCCCAGAGUGACCAAUCACUGCUCCAGAAAGAACUUGAUUUCCCCAGCAGGCCAAACACUUGCAAUAAAUGUGAAUUGAAUAAAC
Molecule: messenger RNA, 2238 nt
Organism: Danio rerio (zebrafish)
Lineage: Eukaryota; Metazoa; Chordata; Actinopteri; Cypriniformes; Danionidae
Source: RefSeq, a predicted model, not a curated record